This is a messenger RNA of Sardina pilchardus (European sardine), 2359 nucleotides long. RefSeq names its product calpain 8 (gene capn8). The transcript is spliced from 21 exons. Gene Ontology annotation, biological process: proteolysis. Bases 1 to 2100 code for a protein of 699 amino acids. Gene Ontology annotation, cellular component: cytoplasm. Gene Ontology annotation, molecular function: calcium-dependent cysteine-type endopeptidase activity; calcium ion binding. The record is from RefSeq and is a predicted model, not a curated record. NCBI's taxonomy places the organism in Eukaryota, Metazoa, Chordata, Actinopteri, Clupeiformes, Clupeidae.
AUGUCCAACGUAGCGCACCACCUGGCGCACAGGAAGGAGCGGGAGGAGGAGGGCGUCGGCUCCAACGCCAAGGCCGUCGCCUUCAACCAGCAGGACUUUAGGACCCUGCGGGAGCAGUGCCUGCGCGGUCGGACCCUGUUCUGCGACCCCAGCUUCCCGGCCGAGGCCAAGUCGCUGGGCUACAACGAGCUGAGCCGCUACUCGCCCAAGACGCGCGGCGUGGAGUGGAAGAGACCCACGGAGUUCUGCUCAAACCCCCAGUUCAUUGUGGGCGGAGCCAGGAGGACUGACAUCUGCCAGGGAGCCCUGGGUGACUGCUGGUUGCUGGCGGCGAUCGCCUCCCUCACUCUGGACAAGGAGAUCCUGGCACGAGUGGUCCCUCAGGAUCAGAGUUUCCAGGACGACUACGCCGGCAUCUUUCACUUCCAGUUCUGGCAGUAUGGCGAGUGGGUGGAUGUUGUCAUUGACGACCGGUUGCCAGUCAGAGAAGGAGAGCUGAUGUUCGUGCACUCAGCAGAGGGCUCUGAGUUCUGGAGCGCCCUACUGGAGAAGGCCUACGCCAAGGUGAACGGCUGCUAUGAGUCCCUGACAGGAGGCAGCACCAUUGAGGGCUUCGAGGACUUCACCGGCGGCAUCGCGGAGGCGUACGACCUGGCCAAGGCUCCCCCGCACCUCUUCAAACUCAUGAAGAGGGCCCUCGGACUCGGCUCCCUGCUCGGGUGCUCCAUAGAUAUCUCAAACGUGUAUGACACAGAGGCAAAGACCGUGAUGAACCUGGUGAAGGGGCAUGCCUACUCGGUCACUGCAGCAGAGGAGGUGCACAUGUACGGGAGGCCUGUUGAGCUGGUGCGGAUUAGGAACCCCUGGGGGCAGGUGGAGUGGAGCGGGGCCUGGAGCGACAACUCAAGUGAAUGGGACAAUGUGAGACCAGAGGAGAAGAGCAAGCUGGACCACUCCGCUGAUGACGGGGAGUUCUGGAUGGCCUACACUGACUUCAUCCGCCAGUUCACUCGUCUGGAGAUCUGUAACCUGACGCCGGACGCUCUGACCAGUGAGGGCGUGCGGCGCUGGAACCACUACCAGUACGACGGCACCUGGAGAGUGGGCUCCACAGCUGGAGGGUGCAGGAACAACACAGCCACGUUCUGCUCCAACCCCCAGUUCUCGCUGCGUCUGGAGGAGGAGGACGACGACCCGCACGAUGGGGAGGUGGGCUGCACCUUCCUGGUGGGCCUCAUGCAGAAGGACACGCGCCGCGAGAGGAUGUUCGGACGCGACCUCAACACCAUCGGCUUCGCCAUCUACCAGGUUCCUGAUGAGUAUAAGGGUCGUUCCAACAUCCACCUGGGCCCGGACGUGUUGCUACGGCAACGGGCAGUGGCCAUGAGCCACACCUUCUCCAACCUGCGGGAGAUGUGCGACCGCUUCAAGCUCCCGCCCGGCGACUACGUCAUCAUUCCGUCGACCUUUGACCCGCACAAGAAGGGCAGCUUCGUGCUGCGCAUCUUCUCCGAGAAGCACGCCCCCACCAGUCCAAUGGAAGAGGACAUUGAAGUCGAGGUUGAAGAGCCUGAGAUUGAGGAUGUGGAUCCACACUUCAAACAGCUGUUCCUUAAGAUUGCUGGGAAUGACUCGGAGAUCUCGGCAUUUGAACUUCAGCAGAUAUUAAACAAAGUCAUCUCUCAGCGAACUGAUGUGAAGACUGAUGGUUUUACUCUGGAGACCUGUCGCCACAUCAUUAGUCUGCUGGACAGAGAUGGGACCACCAAACUGGGCCUGGUAGAGUUUCAUGCUCUCUGGGUGAAGACUCAGAAGUACUUGGAAAUUUUCCAGAGCCACGACAAUGAUAAAUCAGGCACCAUCAGCAGCCACGAGCUGAGAGGAGCUCUGACUGAAGCAGGGUUCAAGCUGAACAGUGACGUGCUGCAGGUGAUUGUGCAGCACUACGCCAACGCUCAGUUCGCCAUCGACUUCGACUGCUUCAUGGGCUGCCUCAUACGUCUGGAGAUGCUCUUCAAAAUGUUCAAGACUCUCGAUAAGAAGGGCUCGGGGAAAAUUGAGCUGGACAUGUUUCAGUGGCUGUGCCUGGCUAUGCAUUAGUGUUCCCCAGAUGUCUGUCCUGUCCUGUGGAGGCGAUAGGGAACCGUUCUGCUCCUGUCGUCGGGGAAACAGCACCAACUGCCUGGCCGUGAUUACCGGAUGGUUCUUUAACCUGUUUUUAUGAUGCACUUUUAAUGAGGGAAUGUACUUAAUUAAACAUUGCUAUUUGCAUAUUAUCAUUAAAACCAAUGCUGGAUUGUCCCUACUGAUUACGUAAGUUCAUGGUUGCUUGGAAAUUGCUUUAUUCAAAGAAUAUGAA